Messenger RNA from Sphaeroforma arctica JP610, 306 nucleotides. RefSeq lists its product as hypothetical. Lineage: Eukaryota; Ichthyosporea; Ichthyophonida. Bases 1 to 306 code for a protein of 101 amino acids. The transcript has a single exon. The record is from RefSeq and is a predicted model, not a curated record.
AUGGCAAACUUCGAGGGUGGUACGGACGCGCGCUUUGGAGACGCCGUGUCCUUGUGUGAGGCCACCGCUAUCAUCACACGGUUUAGGGGACAACUAAUCACAUGUUUUGCAACCACUGGGUCAUUGAAAAUCCAAGCAAUACCGACGGAACCGUUGCACAGCAAAUACAGGAGAAGUACACACCUGGACGUGGUGCUCUUCAGCACCAAAAGGGUCUCUGGCGGACACACCCAUGGAUACCGCCACCCAGGAAGCCUACCCAACCGACUGGGCGAACGCCGACAAAAAGAUUCAACAAGAGCUUAG